GCGGUGGCGGCGGCGAACGGUGGGGCCGGCAACGGGCACAGCGGCGGCGGCGCCAUGAGGCCCGGGCAGGGGCACCGAGAUUUUCCAUUUAUAAAACAUUAAGAGGAUGUGAUACUGGCCGGCAAUGAAUACAGUGCUAGUUUGGUAAUUUUGUUCCAGGAAAUGGUAAGAUUUAUCUCUGGCUCUUCAGCAGUCCUGGGAAAGGGCCAUUCUGGUAAGUGCCCAAGAAUAAAGGGGAGUUUUAGGGCUGGAGAAAGGCAGGAAGCCUGCAGGAUCAGUCUAGACACUGUCAGGCGCUGCAUGGCUGACUGGAAGGAAUCAUAUUGAACACUGAGGUUGGCGGGGGGUUCAGCGUCUGCAGUUGACAUGAACAAAUUUUUGAAACCCCUAGAUUUUAGGUUACUUUGGGAGAGGGAAAAGGAAUGAGUGUCAUUUGGUCUCGAGCAGCUUGCUGGGGGGUAAAUGAGACACUGAGUUUCCCUUGGAGCAUGAAAAUUGGCCCAGAUUCAACUACAUUUCCUGGCAAGCUCUUACAGACAUUUGUACCAAAGAAACUUCACAACCCGAGUUAGUUUUUGUUUUUGUUUGCAGCAUUUAUAUAUGCUGAACUUGGAAUAUGCCGCGUGUGCUUGGGGGUUGCCGUAAAUCCCACCAGCGGUUAUGGAACUUCACAGGACUACCUUGUGAAUAACGAGGAGAAGCGAAGCGUAUCAGUGCUUAACAACCCUCACACGGCUUACGGGACCCCAGGGUGCUGGAAACUUGGAAUAGUUUGGAGCUUUUCUUUUGUAUGUGGGUGGAUGCUCCUGCUUCCUCCUGGCCCCAGGCUUUGUGAACAAGCCCACAGUUAAUCAUGGAAUUUCAGACAUGCGUGUUUACUUUCAGGAACCUAACUUUAGACUUCACCAGCUUGCUUUCGUCUAAACCAGCUCAGUUUCCCAUAUUUCACUGGCCAGGGAUGGUUUGUGGGGAGUGUUUCCUUUGUGUGCUUACCCUGUAAGGCCUCUUGGGAGCUUCAGAGACUGGCGUAUUUAAAAACUUGGCAAUAACUCUGCAUAUGUGGUCUGUUUAUAUAAUGAUAAAGCUGUGUUAGAGUAUUAGAGAUUUCCUAGUAGUACCAAGUUGCUUUACACCUAGGUUUUACUCUAGCUUGUAAAAGUACUCCCUGGCCUGAGGAGCACUGGGUCUGGCAGAGGCAAUACUUAAACUUUGAAUAUCAGCCAGAAAAUAAUAUAUCUUUUUUUUGUCCAGAAAGGCAAUAUCAUGGUAAGUUUUACUGGAACUGAUUCUUAGCUCUACAGGGAGGGUGUCCCUGGGCAGUGGGAGGAGGUGAGUUCUUCCGUCCUACCCCGUGAGCCUUGGUGGUGACAGGACUUACUCUGAAAAUCAGUGCAGGGGACACUGUGCUGCCUGGACCAAAAAACACCCUGAUGUGCAGUAACACACUGCUGUCUUUGGAGGGGCUGGGGCAGCAGCCCUGCGGGGACCUUUGCAGGUGCUGGUGCCCACACAAGUUGCUGCCAUGAAGCCAAGUCUGCUAGUGAGAAGUCUUGACGUGCCAAGUUCAGUUUACCUCCUGCUCUGGACUAAUUAGAAGCAAUAAAGCUGAGCGCAGGAGGGGAUGAUGGGCCCAGCUGCCUUUGUGUCAAGACCCUGCGCUGCCAACCUGAGACCUGUGCAGAGGAGUGAAUGCCCCAUGUUGUGUUAGUGCCUGUCUGCCAUGCUGGCCUGUCUGCCAGGACCAGGUGACCUCUCCUUUCAGCUUCUUUCUUACACGCAGAUGAACACUGGACUUCAGAAAUGGGACACUACACAGAAAAUGAGAUCUGCACAGUAUCCUACCCCAGCAGAAUUGGAUGCUUAUGCUAAGAAGGUCGCCAACAAUCCACUGACUAUAAAAAUUUUUCCAAACAGUGUCAAGGUUCCCCAGAGGAAACACAUACGCCGUACUGUGAACGGACUUGAUACUUCGGGCCAGAGGUACAGUCCCUACCCGUCUCAGGCCACCACAAAAACAGGCCUCCUGGCGAUAGUCAAAUCUCCAGCAAAAGGAAUUAUCAAAGACUUUGACGGGACACGCACGCGUCUGCUGCCGGAAGCGAUGAUGAAUCCCCCUUCCACACCAUACGUUGCACCUAGCACUUUAACCCACCCCCAGGCGCUUGCUCGCCAGCAGGCUCUCCAGCAUGCACAGACUUUGCCGCACCCCCAGAGUAUACCGCAGCCACAGACUUUGCAGCACCCUCAGGGUAUACCACAGCCACAAAGCUUACCGCACCCUCAGGGGAUACCGCAGCCGCAGACGCUGCCGCACCCUCAGAAUAGGCAGCAGCCGCAGGGCUUGCAGCAUCCUCAGACCAUGGCACACCAGACUCUGCAGCACCCCCCAAAUCCUUUGCUGCAGCCAGGUUUACAUGGAAGCAGAAAGAUGCCGGAUGCAGAUGCGCCGCCGAAUGUGACCGUGUCUACCUCAACCAUUCCCCUCUCUAUGGCUGCCACCCUGCAGCAGAACCAGCCACCGGACCUGAGCAGCAUUGUGCACCAGAUUAACCAGUUCUGCCAGGCCAGAGCUGGCAUUAGCACUACCUCAGUAUGUGAGGGACAGAUUGCAAACCCCAGCCCUAUAAGUCGCAACCUGCUUAUCAAUGCAAGUACCAGGGUAUCUACUCACAAUGUCCCUACACCCAUGCCUUCCUGUGUAGUAAACCCUGUAGAUCAUGCUGCUGCUGCUAUUCCUCCUGCCUCUGUUAAUGUGCCCAUGGUGAAUAUUAACAGGGUGCCGCCCGCGUACCAGAACGAAAUCAAAUCGGUUGCGUGGAACCAGCACCAGCUUGCACAUCUGCAGCAAAUGUGUGGGGAUGCUGCUGGGCCUGCUGGACUCGCAGGGAAGCACCCUCAGAGAGAGAUCGCAGGGCAGAGUUUUCCUGGCAAAACUUCAAACUACUCUCAAGAACUGUGCAUGGGCCAGUCGUUCAGCUUGAAGCCCCCCAUUGAGAAGCCCACGCCUUCUCCACCUGUGAAUGGGUUGCAGGGACCCUUGCCAUAUACCAAUGGGCACUAUUUCCAGCCCAUCUGGAAUAACAUUCUGCCCACACCCAACAGUGACAGCUCUGGGUCCCAGGACCUCGCCAUGCCUUUUCAUGGGGGACAGCCAGCAGGAGCACCGCUAGAUUGUGCAGGAGGAACUCAUUACAGAGCUGGAGCUGGCCCAUCCAGCCAGAAUAAUGUGAUGCAGACCAUGGAUUACCUAAGCGGGGACUUCCAGCAGUCCUGCUUCAGAGAUCAGAGCAUGGCCGUGCUGGGAAAAGUCCAUCGGCCUCCCAUGAACCGAGCACCUGAACCAUCCGAUAGUCGAAAUCUUCAUAUUCAACACCCAGGGUAUAGAUAGGCUGCAGUCACUUUCACAGACAAAAAUUAUAGGUUUAGUCUUAAUUUUAAUUAAUAAGCAAGGCAUUUUUAACUUGCAAACUUGUGUGAUCAUUAUAGUAACCAUUGGAAGAAGACAUACUGUAUAUUUAAAAGCUUUGCUUACAUGUUAUCUAUCUCCUUUAUGCAUCAAAUAUUUAACAUGCCUUUUGUGUCAAAGAAUUUCAUUACACUACUUCACGCCACAGCUGUUUUCCUCACCACAGAAUCCCCUUUGUGCAGCUUUUGCCUUCUGCUUAGUAGCUCCUUGCUGGACUGAUGUUGAGUUGCUGCAGGGUUUUGCAGUUGCAUCUGUUCCCUAGCUCCGUCAAGAGCGAGGUAGCGUAGCUGCUUAAAUUUCCAUCUCAAUUUCCUCUGAAGAUUAAGAGUAACAGAAUUUGUCAGGAAGCAGGGCUUAUUUUCAACUCGAAAGCCCAUUUCAUUAAUGCAUUAAACAUUGACCAUUUGCACUGUCUAGAGGCCUAUUUAAUUGAAAAAGAAGCCUACAUUUGAAAAGAGCUAGCUAGGGGUAUGUAUUUAGGCAUUAAUAUAGGAAGAAGCUUUUCAGCUGUUUCUUGCCGAGACGCCUGCAUUUAUUGUUUAGACUUUGUCCAAAGUCAAAAGUCUCUGGCAGAUUUUUCUGACGCUUUUGUUUUGCGGACAGGGUAUGGAGGAGGGGGGAAUGGCGGUUUUAGGACGUAGGCAGCAUAGCUGCCAUAGGUAGCUGCCUUUUUUCUGCAUCGUAUUUCCCUUCCCCGCUCCCCUUUCGCCAGCGUAAGAGCUAAGUUUGUCUGAACCCCUUGCUGCUAGGAGUCUGGCCGUCCUGAUGUGAAAGGAAUCCAGACCCACUGACAACUCCAAAAAGGGUUCAGCCGCCUCUCCAGUAGCUAGAAUUAAUUUCGGGGCGAGGAGAUGUAACUCGAGCUCGUCUCCGGUGCAGUGAGCGGGUGCGCGGGAUGUCGUGGCACGGUCCCAUUGCGGCAGCAGUACUGCUGAGACGGGAGACGGUCGAUCUGAAGCAAAGCUCCCGCUUGCGAGCCGUUGUGGGACCGAUGGUCCUGUAUUCCUCUCGCAUCAAAACACCACGGCAGAUUUAACGGAACAAUCCUUCUCUCUGGGAAUUAGCGAAGCUAUUUAUAACAUCCCUUUUUCCCAGGGUCUCGGUGCCUAACUCCUUCUGUUCCUUUCCCAUGUCACUUCUAGCAGCUAGUCAAGUCAGUGACCAUAGGACACUAACUACUGGGUAACCUCAGCAUCUUGUUCUCCUCAGUGUACCGAAACAUACCUUUCCUUUCUAACAGCUGAAUUUGUUGUGAGUAGAAAAUUUCUCAUCUAUGUUAAUGAGACUAAUACUUGAACAUAAUGAUCACAAUCAAGUUUGGAAAUUAAAAAAAUAAUAAAAAAAUAAAUGCAUUGAUUCUUUAUAUGUACACUGGCUAAAAAUAUUGCUCUACACUGUAACUUUUAAGUGUAAUAUUUCUGUAUGAAUGUCGCCUGGUAGUGUGGGUUUGAGUAGCAUUGUGUAUGGGUGAACCCACUGGCCUCCGCCAUCCACUGGCCUCCCUCACAGCCCUUUGAAAAACAAAGCCUUAAGUAUUUGCUCCUUGAACUUUCCUUAACGAGCAUGGUUUAAAAUCUUAAGACAUCAUACAAAAUUAAAAAAAAAAAAAUAAAAAAUAACAAGUUUUGAAGUGACGUCAUAGUUGGCUAGAGAUUCUUAAAAGUUUUUCGUAAAUGGAAAAAUUAGAACACAUUUAUUUGUAUUUUUUUAAUUUAGACGUGUAGUCCUGGGCUGUAACAAAUAUUUAGGUUUCAAAGCUUAGCAGAGUACGUUUUCUGACUCCUUGCGUAAGUUAGUACACUUAUAUCAUGUCAUUAUUUAAAUUCUUUUAAGUGUACUAUAAACCGUUCUUUAGUGGUAACUCUUUAGCAAAGUUAAGCAAUUUGACUAAAGACGGAUUAAAUUAUGUGUUGGCUUGUGUUGCCUUAUAUUUAAAAAGGAAAAAUUGCCUGAUUGUGUUAUGCCAAAUGAUAGCAACAUGAAGUCCUAAUUUAUUGUUUAUAAUCGUAUUCCUGCAGUCUUUGUGAAAACUGGUAAAUAUACAUCUAUGAAAGAACUAAAAUCCUGAGGCUUUUCAUGCAAUAUUUUUCUGAAUACAUUAUAUUGGAAGCCAAGGUUUGAGUCUGAAGCUGCUUCCCUUACAGUCUCCCCGCCGUCUUCCCCGUCCUACUCCCCCAAAUCGAUCUAGGGCUGUGCUAUGACUUAACCUUUCCUGCUGAGUUAGUUACUGUAAGGUGUUCUGCUACCUGAAUACAUACCUUUUUACUAAAUAAAAUAUUGGCAUCUCCUCUG
This is a messenger RNA of Harpia harpyja (harpy eagle), 5758 nucleotides long. RefSeq names its product family with sequence similarity 222 member B (gene FAM222B). The transcript has 5 exons. The record is from RefSeq and is a predicted model, not a curated record. NCBI's taxonomy places the organism in Eukaryota, Metazoa, Chordata, Aves, Accipitriformes, Accipitridae. The coding region runs from base 1721 to 3388 and encodes 555 amino acids.